Pneumocystis jirovecii RU7 is the source of this 831-nucleotide messenger RNA. RefSeq lists its product as uncharacterized. Gene Ontology annotation, biological process: DNA damage response. The record is from RefSeq and is a predicted model, not a curated record. The transcript has 6 exons. Bases 1 to 831 code for a protein of 276 amino acids. NCBI's taxonomy places the organism in Eukaryota, Fungi, Ascomycota, Pneumocystomycetes, Pneumocystales, Pneumocystaceae. Gene Ontology annotation, molecular function: protein serine/threonine kinase activity.
AUGGAAAGAAAUAAAUUUGGGACAAUUAAUAUCACAUUUUCUGCAUAUUCUAAAUUUAGUCUAUUUUUGGAUGAAAUUUCAAAAUAUAAACUUCCUCUUUCAACAAUGAAUAUAUCAGCUUGUAAUGGUUGCAAUUAUGACAAUGUUCCUGUUAUUUUGUAUUAUGUUUCUUAUUUUAUGCUUGUUUCUAAUAUUAGCUUACUAAAGGUUAUAGAAUGUGUUAAGGGAAAUAACGAUGAUCUUCGCAAGAUGCUAUUAUGGAGUAAACAAAGAAAUCUAAGUAUAUGCAUAUAUAAAGUUCUUCCUUUUGCAAAAAAUAUUGGUAUUCUUGAAUGGGAAAUUAAGCUUAGGAUUUAUGAAAAAGUUAUUUUGCAUUUUAAAACUGUUAGACAUUUUUUUACUGAUUAUUAUUUAAAUUCUAAAGAUUGGUUUCAAAAACAAUUAAAUUAUACAAGCACUGUUGUUAUAUCAAUGUUUGGUUAUGUAUUAGGUUUAGGUUUUGGUGAUAGACAUGGAUAUAAUAUGUUGAUAGAUAAAACAGAUAAAGAAAUUGUUCAUAUAGAUUUAGGGGUUACUUUUAAUCUGGGUAAAUUUUUGUUAAUCUCUGAAACUGUAUCAUUUCGUUUAAUAAGGGAUAUUGUGGAUGGUAUGGGUAUAACACAAACUGAAGGAAAUAAAAUUGAUGGAACUGAAAUGGAAAGAACUUUGUUAGUUGUGUCUCAGAAGUUGUUAAAAACAUUAAGUGUUGAAGCUAUAGUAAAUGAAUUAAUACAUGAAGCUAUAAGUUCAAAUAAUUUAGUGUUGUUCUACUGUAAAGAUGCUUAUUAUUAG